AUGAAUAUUCUUUCUUUAAACAUUAGGGGUAUUAAUGGGGGUGCUAAGGCUUUGUUGGUUAAGGAGUUAAGGAUGAUGAACAAAAUUGGUGUGAUCGCUCUGCAAGAGUCUAAACUGGAGUCUGUUGCUAGAGCUAAUCUUGCGGGGUUUUGGGGUAAUAAUAAUUUUCAAUUUUCUUUCACGGCUUCGGUUGGUCUGGCAGGAGGGUUAAUUUGGUUAUGGGAUCCGUCUUUUAUUAAAGUCGAAGACACUGUUCAGAAUAGAAGCUUUCUGUUAAUUAGAGGAACUUUAAUUGGUAGUGGGACUUCUAUAAAUUUGCUUAAUGUUUAUGCUCCACAAAGUACUGUUGCCAAACGUCAGUUGUGGGAGGAGAUUUCGGUGCUGAUAAACUCUUAUGAUGGUCAGUGGGUCUUAGCGGGUGAUUUCAAUGUUGUUCGCUCUCUCGAUGAGAGGAAACAUUCAAAAUUUAAAAAGGCUUGUGCUGAGAAUUUCAAUAAUUUUAUUUUUGAAAACGGGCUCCGGGAAUAUCCUUUACAGGGGCGUAGAUUCACUUGUUCAAGGGAUAACGGCAGAAAAUUAAAUCAUUUUUCGAUUAUUUUGGAGGUUGUCGAUUCGAAGUUCGGUCCUCGUCCUUUUCGAAUCUUUAGUUCAUGGAUUGGACAGCCGGGUUUCGAGGAGGCAGUUACUGAGGCAGCUGAGAGUUUUGAAGCGAGUGGUCCCCCUGACGUCAGUCUCACUUCUAAAUUCGCUCACAUUAGAGCCCGGUUGAGGAUAUGGAGAGAUGACUUUUUAUCUAAAGAAAAAGAGAAAAAAAACUUGGCUUUAUCUGAACUGGAGUUUUUAGAAAAAGAAAUGGAGAAUAGGGAUCUAACAGAGGAAGAAGAAUGGGUCUUAGCGGAAAACAGAAAAAUAGUGAAAGAUGUGGACUUUAGGAAGAAUGCCGACAUCAAGCAAAGAUCUCGUGCGAAGUGGGCCUUAGACAGGGACGAGAACUCUAAAUUUUUUCAUGCUUUGGUUGUCUUCGCUUGUGGGGAUGAGAAGGCUCCGGGCCCGGAUGGGAUGAAUUUCAGAUUUAUUAAACACUUUUGGAACUCCUUCAAGGAGGAUUUUAUGAAGAUUUUUGAUGAGUUCUACAACACUGGGGAUAUUAACUUAGGAAGUGGGGCCUCUUUUAUUGCCCUGAUUCCUAAAGUCAAAGAUCCAGUUUCGCAUAGUAAUUACAGGCCCAUUAAUUUGGUGGGAGUGAUUAGCAAGGUGAUCUCGAAAGUCCUUGCCAAUCGCAUGAGGACGGUUAUGGAUGAUGUCAUUUCAGAUUUUCAGUCGGCCUUUCUUUCAGGUAGAUUCAUUUUGGAUGGCCCCCUCAUUGUCAACGAGAUUAUUUCUUGGUUUAAAAAGAAGAAAUCCAAGGCUUUUAUUCUUAAAAUAGAUUUUGAUAAAGCAUAUGAUAACGUGAGUUGGAAAUUUGUUGUUAGCAUGCUACAUCAAAUGGGAUUUCAUAAUAAGUGGUGUUCUUGGAUCAUGGGAGUUCUUAAAUCGGCGAAUUCGUCGGUUUUGGUUAACGGUUCGCCUACUUACACUUUUAGAUGCGAGAAGGGUAUGAGACAGGGCGAUCCACUUUCUCCGUUUUUAUUCUUGGUGGUGAUGGAGGCUUUGUCUUGUAUGAUUAAUAAUGCUAAGGAAGCGGAGGUCAUAAGAGGGAUCCCAACGCCAUGUAACGGGUCGAAUAUUUCCCACCUCCUUUAUGCAGACGACGCUAUUGUCAUGGGAGAAUGA
This is a messenger RNA of Helianthus annuus (common sunflower), 1773 nucleotides long. RefSeq lists its product as uncharacterized. The transcript is spliced from 3 exons. The coding region runs from base 1 to 1773 and encodes 590 amino acids. Gene Ontology annotation, molecular function: catalytic activity. Lineage: Eukaryota; Viridiplantae; Streptophyta; Magnoliopsida; Asterales; Asteraceae. The record is from RefSeq and is a predicted model, not a curated record.